AUGGCGGCGCCCAUGGCGGCGGCGGCGGCAGUGGCGGGAAGCGCCGGGGUGCCGGAGGAGCUCGAAGCGCCGGCAGCGGCGCCGGCGGCAGCAACAACGCCGGCGGGGCCUUCGCGUCCGGCUCGGCUCCCGCUGUCUCGCGUGAAGGCGCUAGUGAAGGCCGACCCUGACGUCAGCCUGGCCAGCCAGGAGGCAGUCUUCAUCUUGGCGCGCGCCGCGGAGCUGUUUGUGGAGACCAUCUCCAAGGACGCCUUCAUCCACACCCAGCACGGGAAGAGGAAGACUCUGCAGAGGAAGGACCUGGACAAUGCCAUUGAAGCCCUGGAUGAGUUUGCCUUCCUGGAAGGAACACUGGACUGACCCUUUUGGAAGACGCGUCCCGGGAAGGAAAGGCCGAGGGGCUGCCUCCCUCCCUCCCUCCCUCCUCACCUGCCAAGGAAGACCCUCCCAGAAAUCCCUCUGUAUAGAGCCAAUGGUGUGAUUUGUACAUAAUGCGGUGUAUUUUCUCUUAAUAC
Messenger RNA from Notechis scutatus (mainland tiger snake), 515 nucleotides. RefSeq names its product DNA polymerase epsilon 4, accessory subunit (gene POLE4). Gene Ontology annotation, molecular function: protein heterodimerization activity. Gene Ontology annotation, cellular component: epsilon DNA polymerase complex; nucleus. Gene Ontology annotation, biological process: DNA-templated DNA replication. Lineage: Eukaryota; Metazoa; Chordata; Lepidosauria; Squamata; Elapidae. The record is from RefSeq and is a predicted model, not a curated record.